AGAAGACCAACAAGAAAAAGAAACUCUGGAAACUCUCAGUUCUCACUCUUUACAGGAACCUAAAGAUAUCAAGUCUGAGAAAGGAGAUCUGCAACAAAGAGAAUUGACGCUUUGCAGGUUUGCCGAAGUCAAGCUUUUGUCAAUAACGGUCUCUGACGCUGACAUGAUGUCUCAGCAUGCAGCCUUGAACAGCCUUUUCGGCGAUGACCCUUUCUUCAGUCAGGAGCGGCUGCUGUGGCCCAUGCGUCAGAAGGCCCUGUCCUCACUGCAGCAAGGCUUCUUCAACCAGAGAACCGAACUGGCCGACAGCCUCCUGAGGGAGCUACACGAUGGGCCCCACCUGCUCAAAUUUAACCAGUUGCCCCUCAUUUCCUCCACCUUGGCGAGGCUGAGUGAUGGUAAAGAGCUGCAGAAAGAAACUCCCAGCACAGAGCUGAACAAGGAAGCUCAGCUGGCCACAGAAAACAAUGGCGACCUCCUGGUGACCCUAGACGCUCGGGGGUACGCCCCCAAUGACAUCACUGUCAAACUGGAGGGGCGUAGCCUGGCAGUGGUGGCCAUGAAGCAGGCCGGAGCAGAAGAUAGCCAGUCCUGCUCCUCCUCCUCCUCCUCCUCCUCAUUCUGCUCCUCGGCCUCGUCUCAGAUCGGAUUUGUCCAGAAGAUCAACCUUCCCGCUCACCUGGAUCUGUCCGGCCUCUCUUGUUCCCUGAUGGAUGAUGGACAGCUGCGUAUCCACGCCCCCGUGACUAAGCAGCCAAUCAGUGAAGAGCACGAGGUGCCCAUUCGGUUCAGGACAUCUCUAGAAUUUCCCAUUAGUGAGGAGAAGAAAGAGGAGAAACACACAGACUAAUGCACACACUCCACACAUACUGUAAAAUAAAAUAAAACAUUAAUAUACAUGUUUUUAUGCCCACACACAUACACACUUCCAUUAAAAGACUGUCAAUGAUGAGUAAAGUAUGCCAUUACAAAAUGAAGUGAACGUUUAUUUUAUAAUAUUUUGCAAUUUGUAUAAACUGUUAUAAUUAAAUAAAGUUAGAUUUUCAGAAAAUGUGAUUGUAUAAGUACAGUGGUGUCUGCAUGGUGCAGGGGCUUAUUACUGUAAAUAAAUAGAUUACUACUUU
This is a messenger RNA of Cottoperca gobio, 1124 nucleotides long. It is a transcript of the gene hspb9, whose product is annotated as heat shock protein, alpha-crystallin-related, 9. The transcript is spliced from 2 exons. Lineage: Eukaryota; Metazoa; Chordata; Actinopteri; Perciformes; Bovichtidae. Bases 164 to 850 code for a protein of 228 amino acids. Gene Ontology annotation, cellular component: nucleus; cytoplasm. The record is from RefSeq and is a predicted model, not a curated record. Gene Ontology annotation, biological process: negative regulation of apoptotic process; response to heat; protein refolding.